This is a messenger RNA of Teleopsis dalmanni, 1377 nucleotides long. RefSeq lists its product as uncharacterized. Bases 1 to 1377 code for a protein of 458 amino acids. Gene Ontology annotation, molecular function: catalytic activity. Lineage: Eukaryota; Metazoa; Arthropoda; Insecta; Diptera; Diopsidae. The transcript has a single exon. The record is from RefSeq and is a predicted model, not a curated record.
AUGAGCGCUCUUGAAGUGCUCCAGGGAAAUCUGCACCAUGCUAAGGGAGCAUCGGCCACCUUGUGCAGAAUUGCCCAAAUCAAUAACAUCGCUCUAGGACUUAUCCAAGAGCCGUGGGUGUUUGAUGGCCAAAUACGGGGUCUCAACACAAAAUCAGGUAAGCUGGUUUAUGACCGUUCGAUAGCAGUGCCACGUGCAGCUAUCCUAAUCGGUGGAGAUGUAAAAUAUCUUCCGUUAACAAACUUUAUUUCUAGAGACCUAGCAGCGGUUCUAGUCGAAGUCCCAACACUAAGAGGGGCCACAGAUAUAGUCAUGGCCUCUGCCUACUUCCCAGGUGAUGAAGUAACCAUUCCACCAUCGGAAGUCCAGCAGCUGAUCAACUUCUGCAAGUCCACUGGGCGACAGCUAAUCUUGGGCUGUGACGCUAAUGCCCACCACACAGUGUGGGGGAGCAGCAAUGAUAACAAAAGGGGUGAGUACCUAUUAGAUUAUAUUAUGUCGGUAAGAUUAAGUAUAGCUAACAAAGGUAGUAAACCCACUUUUAUUAAUGCAAUUAGAGAAGAGGUAUUAGAUCUCACUCUUUGCACUAGGGGUAUUGAGGAAUCUAUAUGGAAUUGGCGAGUGUCGGACGAAGUGUCCCUCUCAGACCAUCAACAUAUUAGGUUUGAAAUUCCCAGUAUAUCCGAGCAGCAAGAUAAAGUGUACCGGCCGAGGAAAACCAACUGGCUUAGGUACAGGGACUUGGUGGGUUCCGAAAAUUUUUCUCUAGCUAGGCCACUAAGAACUUGUGAAGAGAUAGAGUUGGCUGCAAACCAUUUAGGUGAGGUUUUACUGACCUCCUUUCACAACAGCACGGUUGCAGGUAAUGCUUCGAUUAGAGGUAAGGUUCCUUGGUGGAACACGCAACUAGCUAAUAAGCGUAAACUUGUAAGAAGCUUAUUCAAUAGAGCAAAACGCUCUGGUAGUUGGGAACAGUAUAGAACUGCACUCACCGACUACAACAAUUCAAUCAGACAGUCCAAACGGGCCAGCUGGCGUAGCCAUUGUGAUAGUAUUGAUAGGUUGCCUGAGGCUGCUAGACUACACAAGGCUUUAAAUAAGGUCAAAACAAAUGAAGUAGGACUUUUAAAAAAACCCGACGGAUCAUUCACUACUGGUCGUGAAGAUACCCUCGAGUUUCUCUUGCAAACACACUUACCUGGUUCCGUAUCCGGACCACCCACAUCACAUUCAUAUAGGGAAGUUACUGCUCCUACAGGUCAGGAAUACGCACUAUCUGGUGUUAUUUUUGACAGGGACAAGGUGAAAUGGGCGAUCAACUCAUUUCAACCAUUUAAGGCGCCUGGAGGCGAUGGUAUCUACCCUGCUCUAUUUUAG